Messenger RNA from Symbiodinium necroappetens, 291 nucleotides. Lineage: Eukaryota; Dinophyceae; Suessiales; Symbiodiniaceae. The record is from the annotation of a GenBank genome assembly.
GUCAAAGCUCUCGUCGCGGCAAAGGAUCGCCCAAGGCUCAGCCGACUCCUGGAGGGCCUGGAGAACAUUGAGGUGCUUGAGGCAGAAGCGGACGACCUCUGGGUCCGUGACUCGGGUCCCGUCUUCACUGUCAGCGAAGCCGGGGUACUCCGGGCCGUGAAGUUCAACUUCAACGGCUGGGGCCAGAAGCAGCGGCAUUCUCUGGAUAACCAGCUUGCGGAGAAGAUCGCCGAUCUUGCUGGCGUCGAGCUUCUCACAUCCUCUCUCGUCUUGGAGGGUGGUGGGAUCGAG